Cornus florida is the source of this 1257-nucleotide messenger RNA. Its product is annotated as dof zinc finger protein DOF2.5. Gene Ontology annotation, biological process: regulation of DNA-templated transcription. The transcript is spliced from 2 exons. Gene Ontology annotation, molecular function: DNA-binding transcription factor activity; DNA binding. The record is from RefSeq and is a predicted model, not a curated record. The coding region runs from base 111 to 1034 and encodes 307 amino acids. Lineage: Eukaryota; Viridiplantae; Streptophyta; Magnoliopsida; Cornales; Cornaceae.
AACAAUAAAAACAUUCUUUCUUCCAUCCAAGGGCAGUUGCAGAUAAAGGAGGUGAAUUUUCUUUCCCUGAAGACAUCACCUCCCUUUCUCAACCUUUUUCCUCUGAAUUCAUGGAUACAGCUCAGUGGCCACAGGAGACUGGAGCGGUGAAAGGCCGUAGAGAAGAUGAGAUGGGUGGUCCGAAUAAGGGUGGUAUGUUAGAGAGAAAGGUGAGGGGUGCACAGAAGGAGCAAGAAGCCUUGAAUUGUCCAAGGUGUAAUUCAAGCAACACAAAGUUCUGUUACUACAACAACUACAGUCUCACUCAACCAAGAUACUUUUGCAAAACCUGUAGAAGGUACUGGACUGAAGGUGGGUCCCUCAGAAAUGUUCCUGUUGGAGGAGGUUCAAGGAAGAACAAGAGAUCAUCAUCAUCAUCAUCACUAAAAGUAGUCCCUGAUCCAAACCCACCAACACUGCUUUCACACUUUUCUACUCAUCAAAACAGUAGGACUAGUACCCAUGAAGGCCAACAUCUUAACCUAGGCGUCUCUCAAUUCCUUAAACUGCCCAAAAUUGAAAACCACAACAACACUACUACUAGUUCUUCAACUUCCUCCAGUAGUAGAACAUGGCAAGUUUCAGCCCUAGAGCUGCUUAAGACUGGAAUUGGUUCUUCUAGUGAAUUAGGGUUGAAUUCAUUUGUGUCAACAACAACAACAACACCAACACCAGUACCUAUGCUGAAUUCAAAUAAUAGUAGUAAUACAACAUUAUACACACCAGUCAUGUUUCCUUUGCAUGAAUUCAAACCAAACUUGAAUUUCUGCGGUGAUCAUGUUGGGAUGAGUAGAUUUGGGAGCUUUCAAGAGAUUAAUGUUCAUGACGGUGGUGGAAGAGUAAUGUUUCCUUUUGGAUCACUACUACUAAAAGAUCAGUUUCCAAGUAGUAGUACUAAUAGAAGCACUGAAGUUGAUCAGAAUAAGGCGGGAGCAGGUGGGAAUAUUUAUAGUAGUGGUGGGCAGUACUGGAAUGGAAUGUUUAGUGGAAGAUAGAUCUCGUAUUGGCCGGUAAUAAAGAGAGGACUAAGAGCAGCAGCAACUUUGUCUUUUCUUUUCACUUUUUCUUUUCAUCUCUUUUUCCUUUAAUUUAUACUUUAUUCGCAUCGUUGUUUACCUGCUCGGAGUAAAUUGUUCAGAACUAGCUAACAUAUAGUUGUAGAAUAGAUAUGGUUUCUUUCUUCUAUCACUUUACUAGUUAAUUAUUGUGAAUAUUAUU